Messenger RNA from Purpureocillium lilacinum, 483 nucleotides. NCBI's taxonomy places the organism in Eukaryota, Fungi, Ascomycota, Sordariomycetes, Hypocreales, Ophiocordycipitaceae. The record is from RefSeq and is a predicted model, not a curated record.
AUGUCCUCCCGAGGAGAGACAUCUUGCCCGCCUAGUCCCGAAGCCCCCAACCCCGACUACCCCGGAACCCGGGACAUUCUAUACCAGCCGCCCAACGCGCCGGAGCCGCAGCUCAAGUACGUUGCCGUACCAAACGAGUAUACUCUCGACCAAAUCAAGCACGUCGACCUUGCUGGGAUGAUUGUCAAGUUUGACAAUGGCCAGGACUGGAAGGUCAUUGGGGGAAAGCGAGUGCUUCGUCAUGCUCAAACCAUUGCGGAUGAGGCGGCGGCCUACGACAAGGAGCACGGCGGAGUCCAUGUCGAGAGGGUCCCGUUAUCCAAACACCCGUUGGUGUCGUCGCCUCAAGAACUGGACGAGAUAUUGGCGAUGAUACCUUCCUUCGACGACAUGCCCAUGGCCGCUUGGACCGUCGUCACGCCGGCCGUAAACAAGGAGCCGCUGGCCAGUUGGUCGGCUUCCCUUGCUCCUCCGCACGCAUAA